AUGCAUAGAAGACACACAAGUUUGCAUGCGAAAAGGAAACAUGGUGUGUUUAUUUUUCUAAAUAAAAACCAGCUGACUGGAAAUAAUAAAUACGAAGAGCAGGGUGGUACCUUCAUUAUAAAGAAGAGAACCCUUUUCACAUGUGAAUAUUUUCCGCAUUUCAUCAUCAACUUGUGUACCUACAUGUUUGCAAGCAAGGGAAAUAAACUUCCAAUGGUGUCUACAUAUUUUUUGUAA
This is a messenger RNA of Plasmodium fragile, 237 nucleotides long. RefSeq lists its product as uncharacterized. The transcript has a single exon. Lineage: Eukaryota; Apicomplexa; Aconoidasida; Haemosporida; Plasmodiidae. The record is from RefSeq and is a predicted model, not a curated record. The coding region runs from base 1 to 237 and encodes 78 amino acids.